Molecule: messenger RNA, 474 nt
Organism: Aspergillus novofumigatus IBT 16806
Lineage: Eukaryota; Fungi; Ascomycota; Eurotiomycetes; Eurotiales; Aspergillaceae
Exons: 1
Coding region: 142-384 (80 amino acids)
Source: RefSeq, a predicted model, not a curated record
UGUUGAUUCCCGGCAUUGCCGGCUGUUGUAACAAGAGAUCCAGACUUGCAGGCUUGCAUGAAUACAGGAGAAAUACGAAAGAGGGGAGGUCAAUAUAGAUAGGCAUGUUCCAUACAGUGGUGAAGAUUAUACUCGUGCGGAAUGCUCGAGAGAAGACUGGAGGAGAUGCAGAACAAUAUAUCAGCCGAAUACGAGCACCCAGCAGCUACGGUCCAUAUGUCGCGGUACAUGUGCAUCUGGGGAAGGGCGUCGCUGUCUAUACGAGAUUUAAAUGUCUUGGCCAAUUUAAUUGACAUCUGGAAUCUGUCAUCGAUCCCUUGGCAUCAUCUUCGAUAUGGAAACAGCAUCAGAGUGACACUGAGAUGCAGUGCCAGUUCCUGUUGAGCUUCAGAGAGCACCUGCGAGAAGAAAUGUAUAUAAGGUCUCUGCUCUCCCGGUCAAGGUGACAUCUUCAAGCUUGACCAACCGCAUCAA